This is a messenger RNA of Caretta caretta (loggerhead turtle), 14365 nucleotides long. The record is from RefSeq and is a predicted model, not a curated record. NCBI's taxonomy places the organism in Eukaryota, Metazoa, Chordata, Testudines, Cheloniidae.
CACGUGACGAGAUCCGGUCACGUGAGGCGGCGCCGGGAUCAGCUGGCCGCCGAGCUGCCUUCCCCGCAGGGCCUGGGCAGAGCCGGGAGUGGGGAUGGCAGCUGGAGCGGCCCGCGCGGGGCAGCACUGACACCGGCCCGGAGCGCUGCCCGAGUCCAGGAAAGAGGUGACUCUCCCCUUCCGAUUGAAGAAUGGUCGUGUUAAGGCAGUUUGGGUUGCUUCUCUGGAAGAACUACAUUUUGCAGAAGCGACAGAUUUUGGUAACGGUCAUAGAAAUGUGCUUGCCGUUGCUGUUUGCCGCAAUCCUCAUUGCACUCCGCAACAGAGUGCAUUCGAUCAGCCACCCCAAUGCCACUAUCUACCCCAGCCAGUCAGUGGACGAGCUGCCAUGGUUUUUCCAUCACCGGAAGCUCAACCCCUGGGAGCUAGCUUACAUCCCCUCCAACAGCACUGCUGUGAAGAGCAUCGCGGAGGCGGUGGAAAAGGCGUUGCACAUCAAUAUCAAAGCUCAAGGGUUCCCUUCGGAGAGGGAGUUUGAGGACUACGUGAAGUUUGAUAACCGCUCGGGUAAUGUGCUGGCCGCCCUCGUUUUCAAACACUGCUUCAAUCAGAGCAAGGACCCCUUGCCGCUGCAGGUUAAUUAUCAACUGCGCUUCAAAUACAGCCCUCGGAAUGCCCCCCGGAACGAGCAGACAGGCUUGAACCCCAACCUCGACCGUGACUGGCACACCAGCUACCUGUUCCCACUUUUCCAGUUACCGGGCCCCAGAGAAGCCAAGUUCCCUGAUGGAGGGACUCCAGGUUACAUCCGGGAAGGGUUCCUGGCCGUGCAGCAUGCUGUGGACAGAGCCAUCAUGCAAUACCAUGCCAACACCUCUACCACCCGCCUGCUGGAGGGGGUCACUGUGACCGUUCGGCGCUUCCCCUACCCCCCAUACGUCAAUGACCUCUUCCUACUGGCCAUCCAGAACCAGCUGCCCCUGCUGCUCAUGCUGAGCUUCACUUAUACCUCGCUCAACAUCGUCCGUGCCGUUGUGCACGAGAAGGAGAAAAAGUUGAAGGAGUACAUGCGAAUGAUGGGCCUCAGUAACUGGCUGCACUGGAGCGCCUGGUUCCUCAUGUUCUUCCUCUUCCUCCUGGUGUCCAUCUUCUUCGUCACGGUGCUUUUCUGUGUCAAGGUAAGCCAGCAGGGGGCGGUACUCGCCAACAGUGACCCAACCCUGGUGUUCACCUUCCUGGUGGUCUUCUCCAUCUCCUCCAUCUCCUUCAGCUUCAUGGUCAGCACCUUCUUCUCCAGAGCAAAUGUGGCAGCUGCCGCUGGGGGUUUCCUGUACUUUUUCUCCUAUAUCCCCUACUUCUUUAUCUCGCCUCGCUACGACCUGAUGUCCCACAGUCAGAAACUGUCGUCCUGCCUCAUCUCCAAUGUUGCCAUGGCCAUGGGGGCACAGCUGAUAGGCAUGUUUGAAGGAAAAGGGACCGGCGUUCAGUGGCAGGACCUCAUGAAGCCAGUCAGCGUGGAUGAUAACUUCACCUUUGCACAGGUGCUGGGGAUGCUGCUGUUGGACUCUGUCCUCUAUGGCCUGGUGGCCUGGUACGUGGAGGCCGUCUUCCCAGGGGAGUAUGGCAUGCCGCAGCCAUGGUACUUCUUCUUGAUGCCCUCGUACUGGUGCAGGACUCCCAGAACCGUCCUGGGGAAAGAGAAGGAGGAAGAGGAGGACCCGGAGAAGGCACUGAAAAGCCAGUACAUUGAGGAAGAGCCUGCCGAUCUGGUAUCAGGGAUCAAAAUAAAGCACCUUUCCAAGGUGUUCAAAGUGGGGAGCAAGACCAAGGAGGCAGUAAGGAACUUGACCCUGAACAUGUAUGAGGGGCAGAUCACUGUCCUUCUGGGACACAACGGUGCCGGGAAGACAACCACCCUGUCCAUGCUCACAGGUCUGUAUCCUCCCACGAGCGGCCAGGCUUACAUCAGCGGCUAUGAGAUCUCCCAGGACAUGGUUCUGAUCCGAAGGAGUCUGGGUCUGUGUCCCCAGCACGAUGUUCUGUUUGACAACAUGACCGUGGCGGAGCACCUGUACUUCUACUCUGCGCUGAAGGGCUACCCCUCGCUGAAGUGCCCGGAGGAGAUAGACCGUAUCGUGAGGCUGCUGAACCUGGAGGAGAAGCGCUGCUCUCUGUCAAAGGCCUUGUCCGGGGGCAUGAAACGCAAGCUGUCCAUCGGCAUCGCACUCAUCGGGGACUCCAAGGUGGUGAUGCUGGAUGAGCCGACAUCAGGAAUGGACCCAGCCUCCCGCAGGGCCACCUGGGACCUCCUCCAGCACCAGAGGAGCAGCCGUACCAUCCUGCUGACCACCCACUUCAUGGACGAGGCAGACCUGCUUGGAGACCGCAUUGCCAUCAUGGCCCAGGGCGAGCUGCAAUGCUGCGGGUCCUCGCUCUUCCUCAAGCACAAAUAUGGUGCUGGCUACCACAUGGUGAUGGUGAAGGAGCCGUACUGUAACCUAGGGGAGAUCUCCCGCCUCAUUUGUCAGUACGUGCCCAAUGCCAGCCUGGAGAGCAAUGCUGGGGCCGAGCUGUCCUUCAUUCUGCCCACAGAGAGCACACACAGGUUUGAGGCACUGUUCACAGAGCUGGAGCAGAAACGGGAGGAGUUGGGGAUCGCUAGCUAUGGUGCAUCUGUCACCACUAUGGAGGAGGUCUUCCUCAGGGUUGGGAAACUGGUGGACUCCAGCAUGGAUAUCCAAGCCAUCCAACUCCCUGCCCUGCAGUACCAGCACGAGAGGCGGUCCAAUGACUGGGCCAUGGAUGACUCCAGCAGCCUGAGUGGAAUGACUGACAUGACUGAUGAUAGUGGGGCUCUGAUCACGGAGGAUUGCUCCAGUAUCAAACUGAACACGGGGUUCUACCUGCGCUGCCAGCAGUUCUAUGCCAUGUUCGUGAAGAGGGCAGUGUACAGUUGGCGCAACUGGAAGAUGGUGGUAGCGCAGUUCCUGGUGCCUCUGAUUUUCACAACCCUUGCUCUGGUUGUUGCCAAGACCUUCCCCGGGCCAAGAGAUUCUGCGCUGCUCAGGCUGACGCUGGACCCGUAUGGCAAGACUGUCGUGCCUUUCUCUGUCUCUGAGGCAUCCAGGAUCUCCCCAAGGCUGGCGGAACAGUUUGCAGUGCUACUGGAUGCUCAGGGCCAAGUGCCCCAGGAGGUGCUAGGUGACCUGGAGGAGUACCUGAUCUCCCGAGCGGCGGAGGAGGGCGGAACUUUCAACGAACGCUACAUCGCAGCUGCUUCCUUCGGAGAGGUCAAAAACCGCACGGUGAUCACGGCGCUGUUCAACAACCAGGCGUAUCAUGCCUCCGCCACUGCACUGAUGCUGGCAGACAACGCCCUGUUCCGGCUGCUGGCUGGACCCAAUGCUUCCAUCACUGUCACCAACUAUCCCCAGCCCCGGAACAUCACAGAGACGGCGAAGGACCAACUCAUGGAAGGCCAGACUGGGUUCGCCAUUGCUAUUAACUUGCUCUAUGGGAUGGCUUCCUUGUCCAGCACCUUCGCGCUCCUGCUGGUCAGCGAGAGAGCCAUCAAGGCCAAGCACGUGCAGUUUGUCAGCGGGGUCUACGUGGCCAAUUUUUGGCUCUCGGCCCUGCUUUGGGACCUCAUCAAUUUCCUCAUUCCCUGUGCGCUGAUGCUGGUGAUAUUCCAAGCCUUCGAUGUGAAAGCUUUCACCCAGGACAGCCACCUUGUCGAUGUGAUGCUGAUCUUCCUGCUCUACGGCUGGGCCAUCAUCCCCCUCAUGUACCUACUCAGCUUCUUCUUUUCAGCGGCAGCUACAGCCUACACGCGCCUCACCAUCUUCAACAUCUUCUCUGGCACGACCACCUUCCUCACGGUCACGAUCAUGAGCAUUCCAGAGCUGGGCCUCAUGGACCUGUCCAAAACCCUGGAUAAAAUCUUCCUGAUUUUGCCCAACUACUGCUUGGGCCAGUGCAUCAGUGACUUUUACCAGAACUACGAGUUCAUUCAGUUUUGCACCUCUUCCAUUGAAGCCAACAUCAUCUGCAAAGCAUUCAAUAUCAGUUACCAGAUGAAUUACUUCUCAUGGGAGACUCCAGGGAUUGGGCAAUAUCUGACUUCCCUGAGUGUCCAGGGAACCGCCUUCCUCCUCCUCCUCUUCCUCAUUGAAACUAACCUCCUCUGGAGACUGAGGACCUUCAUCUGCAGCAUCAGUAGGAGGCGGAAAUGGGCAAUGCUGCUGAACAGGAUCCCUGUGCUGCCGGAAGACAGGGAUGUGGCAGAUGAGAGAAAGAAAGUUUUGGAGUCCCCGCCAGAGCUGCUGUCAUCGCUGAGCAGCCCGUUGGUCAUCAAGGAGCUCACCAAGGUGUAUAACAGCAGUGAGUCCCUGCUAGCUGUGGACAGAAUCUCUCUGGCGGUCAACAAAGGGGAGUGCUUCGGCCUGCUCGGCUUCAAUGGAGCCGGCAAAACCACCACCUUCAAAAUGCUAACGGGCGACGAGAGCAUCACCUCGGGGGAUGCCUACGUGGACGGCCACAGCAUUCUGGCCAACAUCAAAAAGGUCCAGCAGCGGAUUGGCUACUGCCCUCAGUUUGAUGCCCUGUUGGAUCACAUGACGGGGCGGGAGACACUGAGCCUGUAUGCCCGGCUUCGGGGGAUUCCCGAGCGCUACAUCGGCAGCUGCGUGGAGAACAUGUUGCGAGGGCUGCUCUUGGAGCCCCACGCGGACAAGCUAGUGAGGUCCUACAGCGGUGGCAACAAGCGGAAGCUGAGCGCUGGCGUUGCCCUGAUCGGCGGGCCUCCAGUGAUCUUCAUGGAUGAGCCCUCCACUGGCAUGGACCCUGUGGCCCGGCGCCUGCUCUGGGAUGCCGUGACCAGGACACGAGAAUGCGGGAAAUCCAUCAUCAUCACCUCCCACAGCAUGGAAGAGUGCGAGGCCUUGUGCACCAGGCUGGCCAUCAUGGUGAACGGGCAGUUCAAAUGCCUGGGCAGCCCCCAGCACCUGAAGAGCAAGUUCGGCAGCGGAUACACCCUGCUGGCAAAAACCAGGGCCGAGGAGGAGGGCGACAUGCAGGUGUUCAAGGCCUUUGUGGAGAAGAUGUUUCCAGGGAGCGUCCUGAAGCACGAGCACCAAGGCAUGGUCCAUUAUCACUUGACCAACAAGAACCUCAGCUGGGCACAGUCCAGAGAGUCCCACCCGGCCUCUUGUGCCUUCCCCUCAGGUCUUCGGGGCGCUGGAGAGAGCCAAAGAGAAGUUCCACGUGGAGGAUUAUUCUGUCAGCCAGAUCUCCCUGGAGCAGGUCUUCAUGAGCUUCACCCGCUUCCAGCACUGCACAGAGGAGCGAGGGAAAUGAACAGAAACCCACCGGCCCCCCUCCUGGACUGACCUGCUGCCUAUACAUAGUAUAUAUAGAGACAGUAAUUUAUAUUAUCAGCGUGUCUUAAAUAAUGUAUAAAUGUCAGAAAGUUUUGACCAGGGUGUGUUGGGGUGGGGGGAGGAGGCAUCCUGUCUGCUCCUCAGUGCAGGGGUCAUAAGGAGCAUGGGAUGGGGGGUGUGCAAAGCACAGGCGGUGAAGAAGGUCUCCAACUUCUGCCUUUUGGGGAAACUUCAGAAUUUUACUCCCCCCUUCCCAUCUUUAAACCAGCCGAAGAGAGGACGGUGCUCAGCGACGGGGGAGCAGCCAAGGGAACUACCGAGCCACUGGAGUCCAGGGUUCAUCUCUACACCACGGCUGCUCUGCUCCAUCGAAGGGGGGAAUCCUUGUAUCGAAUGAUCGGGGGCGGGUGUCCUUGUCACCGAUCCUUGCACGCGUCUGUGUGGGGUGCUGGCAGCACACUCCUGAGUGUGAGAGACCGUCACUGCUCAGCGUUCACUCCCAUCCAUAGACACGGCAUCAAAAUGCAGGGGAAGGGGGCACCAGCACAGAGGUGGGCACCUGAUCCUGCUCUUUGCAGUUGCAGGCAGAGUCUCUCUGGCUUUACAAGGAGCAGGAGCAGGCCCCGUGCAUCCUUCUGGAGAGCUGCUUCGUUCCACGUUGGCAGCAGCAUGAGACAGGUUUGUGUCGUAGCUGAGAACAGGAGGAACUCUCCCGACACCUUUCCAGAGGGUCCCCUCAUCAGUGUGCCACAUCCCUGCACGUGCCUCAUCCACCCAGAAAUGCACUGGCAUAAGGACCUGGCUUUGGGACCCACGCAUGUCGAAAUGUAUUCCGUCAGGGCUUGCUGGGAUCUAAGGGGACGCUGUCACGUAGCUUAGAGCCAGCACUUCACUUGCGUCGUUGGGAUCUGUUGGGGAUUAUCCUCCAGGGGAGCCCUUGGUGUUUAGAUGGAAAGAAGCCACUGUUCAUGCGCCAGGCCCUGCCAAUGAAUCUUCCGUCCAUUCCGCCCCCGGGUGGGGCGGCCAGUGGCUGCUAAGGGGGAUGGAGCUGUUCACUCUCUCUUUAAGCCUCCUAACAGCCUGUCCUGUUCUGACUUGACACCGGGGAGAGCUGCGUUCCAUACUGAGCUGGGCUGCAGCGAUCGCACGCUGUCCUGGCGCACAGCCGUCAGUACGAGGCAUGCUCUGUGUUGGGAGGAUGUGAGACCCCCACUGCCCAGGGAGCAGCUAUCAGAUACAACAGUCGCCCCCUUCAGAGACCAUCCUGCCUGCUAACAAGGGAAGGAGCCAUGCCGGCAUGCGCUCACAGGUGCUCUGAGUUCACUGUAUGGCCUGCACUUACAUCCUUCACGGCCAGCGUUUAACAACUGUUCUGGGCUUCCAGGGUUAAACACCCGCCAUGCCCAGCACUGGGGCCGCAGCCCGCGUAGAGCGAGCACUUGUGUUCUAGAGGGGCACCCUAGAGAGCGAUCUGUGGGCACAACUCGUGGGUGAUGCGCUGCAGAGCUGUCCGGGAAGGGUUGGCUCUGGAGCUGUAGUAUAGACCCUGUGGGUGUGGCUGGAGAGAACCUUCCCUGACGCAUGGUCCAGACCAAGGCAGUGAAGUUAUAUUCCCAUCUGUCUGUGUCCCCUCCCCCAGUGCACACGCCCCACAGAGUAAAUUCUGGGGGUGCAGGUAGACUGUCCCAGUAAGGACUUAGUGUGGAACAAGGGAACCCUGGUGAUCCUAUUCAGUAGGCUCCAGGCCACGCCAGAUCCCAUCCUGAGGUCAGCAUGGGCCUGUCUGUGCCAACGGGCACAGUAUUUGCCUGUCGGACUUGCACAGCACCUGCUGCAACGAGCAUCAGCUCAGCACUGAGCCCUGCGUAUGCUGCCAGCUAGCUCACCAAAAACCACCCCGGGAGGCCAGGGACAUGCCACUGAAAGGGGAAAAAGCUCCUCCUCCUCCGCCCCCUGAAAGGCUGCCUGUUGGUGGAAGACCCCGUGUCGUGGUUCCCAACCUGCGGCACGGUGUGAUCUUCAGUGGAACCUCCAUGCAGAGCGCCCUGUGGGGUACAGGGCACGGCUGAUCUCUGUCGUGAGCUGAGGCAGUAUCCCAUUCCCUCCAAGGGAAGCCAGAUUCUGGCUCGUUCAGAUCCACAUGCUGAUCGUAACUGGUGUGAGUCUGGCCUCUACAUAGCGCCCAGACAGGGCAUGGCGUUUGGUGGUCAAGGAAUAGCCACAUCCCUGCCCUGAAGAGCUUACAGUCUAAAUGGCAGAGGGGACGGAGGCAAACCGAGGGCUGGGAGAAGGAGGUGGGAUUCCCUGGACCGGUUCAUGGGGUUACCAUGCAAGACUGCAUGCUUUUAGUUCCUUCAGUGUUUUUUUUUACAAUGGGCUGCCCUGGCGUAGUGAAUCCAAACACCCUGGCUGCAGGGCUUCCGAUAGGAGCCCAGAUUGGUCUGACACCAGUGCUUCUAGUAGAGGGGCAGUGUGGGGCCCUCUCCCUGCUCUCUCCCGAAAGCACUCCAUGGAGGUGGGUGACCUCUGGAUCCAAAUAUGUCCUGCCUGGGACCCCUCUCCACUCAGCCUUGCCUUGGUACCUCCCUAGCAAUGGCAAACUGCCCCCACAGCGGGCACCAUUGCGCUCCCUGCACAGCUUGCAUGUCCCUCACCCUGCCGUGGGCCCGAUCCUGCAGCAUGCCGUGGAAGUGACCAGUGACAGCGGGCAGGAUCGGGCUCUCCGGCUUGCAGAGCUGUCCCUGUGUAGAAGCGCCAGCUGAAGAGGCUGCGGGAGCAGCUGGUGAUAUGUCUGGGGUGUCUCGGUUCUCUCUCCUUUGCCUAUAUCCCAGUCUGAUUCCCAUGCUGGUGACUAGCUCCGUCUGUCUGACCGCUCCAUGAUCAGGGCAGAGCUGAGAUAUUGCACUAUAGCUACACACACAAUUGCACAUAAGGAACUAAUAUUUAGGGGUGGGGUGCAGAUUCCGUUUGAGUGGUCAUGUCAUUGGGGAGGUUUAACUUUUUUUCCUGUAACCAGCCCCUUUUCUGUUCCAUUCCCCCUAAUGUUACUACGGUGGUGCACCAUGUUACUGUACUAAGAAUGGCUCUGGCUCUUCACUGGGGCAUGUGUCAGUUUUAUUAUUCACUCGCCAGGCGUGCACACAAGGGCUCGGGUGCCUGGAAAGUGGGGAAGCUUUGGACCCAUCAAACCCUGGGGGUGCUGAGCACAUGUAGUAGAUUCAGUGAAUCGGCAGCUCUCACUACCAAAGGCCAGUCCUGCUCCCGCUUGAACCUGACUGCAAUGGCAGUAUCAAUGGGAGCUGGUGCUAAGGGAUCCAUGGGCUGGGAGGCCUGGAUACCCCAAAGUCCUUAUGUUGAUACAGCAAACGGUGGGCACCUGCCCAGUCAGGUGCUGGGCGAUCCAGCUGUCCUGCAGUUGUACAACCGCUAAGCAGGAAGGGCCCCAUCCUGCUCCUCUUGAAGUCCAUGGGAAAACGUGAGUGGAAGCUGGAUCAGGCCAGGAAAGAAUGUUUCCCAGUGGCAGGUUGAUUAUUGCUGGUGUGGACAGGAACCCAUGUGUGUUUUUGUGAUUAACCCUUGCCCUGCUGGAGUAAACUGCUUUUUUUAUUCUCCGACCCCACUCCCAAAAAUCCCUGGGGCUGUCCCAAAUUCUGUGGGACAACAGGGGGCAAAGAUGUGAUUACAGUGUGGUGUCUGACAUUGCAGUGUGUCUCUGUGACAGGCAGCUUUCCCGUGCAAGCUUUACAGGUUUCAGACUAAAGAUCUUUGCAUUUUGCCUUGGCACUGUCCCUAAACCCCCAAUGCUGUGACAUGGCUGAGAGGGGACUCUGAAGUGGCUGCUGUCUACAGUGGCAGCAAAUUGUCACUGCAACUGUGUAGGGGAAAUCUCUGGCCUGGCUAAGCAGCAGUUCUGCAUAGAAGGACCUGGGGAUUACAGUGGAUGAAAAGCUGGAUACGAGUGAGCAGUGUGCCCUUGUUGCCAAGAAGGCCAACGGCAUAUUGGGCUGCAUUAGUAGGAGCAUUGCCAGCAGAUCGCGGGAAGUGAUUAUUCCCCUCUAUUCGGCACUGGUGACGCCACACCUGCAGUAUUGCAUCCAGUUUUGGGCCCCCCGCUGCAGAAAGGAUGUGGACAAAUUGGAGAGAGUCCAGCGGAGGGCAAGGAAAAUGAUCGGGGCUGGGGCACAUGACUUACAAGGAGAGGCUGAGGGAACUGGGCUUGUUUAGUUUGCAGAAGAGAAGAGUGAGGGGGGAUUUGAUAGCAGCCUUCAACUACCUGAAGAGGGGUUCCAAAGAGGAUGGAGCUUGGCUGUUCUCAGGGGUGGCAGAUGACAGAACAAGGAGCAAUGGUCUCAAGUUGCAGUGGGGGAGGUCUAGGUUGGAUAUUGGGAAACACUAUUUCACUAAGAGGGUGGUGAAGCACCGGAAUGGGUUACCUAGGGAGGUGGUGGAAUCUCCAUCCUUAGAGAUUUUUAAGGCUGAGCUUGACAAAGCCCUGGCUGGGAUGCUUUAGUUGGUGUUGGUCCUGCUUUGAGCAGGGGGUUGGACUAGAUGACCUCCUGAGGUCUCUUCCAACCCUAAUUUAUGAUUCUAGGGACAUUUUCUCUGACCUGUCAGCGCCUGUUGGCUAAGAAAUUGUCAGGAUCCUGGUGACCCCAUGCAUUUGUUGCAAAUACAGGAUUCAUUGGCUUCAUGUGGGGCUGACUUGCCAUAAAAUCAGAUUCUAAAGCCUACGUUAUUGAAAAGUCUCCAUAGUGUAAGCUAGAGCACCAGCUGGAUUUGGGAGUGGAAUCCUGCCCUGAUUGCAGUCAAUGGCAAAACUUCAGUGGGGUGCGAUUUCAACCAAAGAGAACAUACGUGCAAGGCCUGGCUUCAGCAGGUUGGGGUCUGUGUACCCCAGCACUCUCCUUUCCAUUUCAAUUUGCUCUUGGUUUGUGCUUUGCAUCAAACCUACCUUCCUUGCUCUUGGAAGUGUCUCUGAUGUGCUUUGAGUUUUAACCCCCUCCCCAUCUGCAGCAAGAAAGCUCCACACAGCAAUUCUGCCCUUCAUAGUUCAAGGAACUGGAUCUCCCUUUUUCAAUCCUUUUGAAUCAUGUUUGCCCAGUGCAAUAAAUACCCCCGCCCCUCCCUUUUUUUGCAAAACACAGACCUGGAGCCUGAGCACUUGCUUCGUGCCCACAGCGUGACCUGCAGGCCGUAGCUGUUACCUGUGUGUAGGAGCGUGUGUUAGGUCUGUUUCUGGAAGGCAAUUUUCCCAAGCUUGUCAGCUCGGCUCCCUCCAGCCCAGGAGUGGAACCGGAACUGAACCUGAACCCUAAUUUUGUCCUGCCUGCUGAACUGGAACCGACCUGGAAAAAAAGUUAGGUUACCAGUUAAAAUAAAGGUUCGGCAUGUUUUUAAGCUCAAUGUUUGAAUAAAUGGCUGUGAUCUUGUUUUCGUUACAAAACCAAACCACCCCCAGGCAUGUGAGUGCUGAGGAUCCGUUCUCAGCAGAACGUUGCCUUCGAGUCAGUGCUUGGAAUGGUCACCCCCUGGUGCCGUCACAAUUUCUCCUGCUUAUUUAAGAACGCCCCCUGAUUCUGCAGAGGCUUAUGGCUGGGCUUAAUUUGAGGCAGGGUGUGCAGCCUCCCAGAGGUCAGUGGAUCUGCUCACAGUGCAUAGGGUUAAGCAGAGCUCCAGAGGUCUCUGGAGCAUUGAGCCCAACUAUAAUAACGAGAUCCAAUGCCAGGAGCUAAGCCUACUGCAGCUUGAGUUAGCCCCAGAGCUGGAACUGGUGCCUCUCUCUGCUGUAUGUCUUGCCACCACCCGCUGUUUCUCAGCACUCAGAUGCCCAGUUUCCAUGUAUCUGUUUCCUGCCUGUGGCAUUCUCUGCGUUUGUUGAUUUUGAUCUGGUUUUGUAUUGGUUUGCUUGAAACCAAUCUACUGUAAAGAGGAGGCGAGCGAUAGUGGUGGGAGGGAGGCGUUGACGUGAGACCAUGUCAUGUGCUAAGGCUUGUUGCUCUUGGAUGGCCGUUUGCGUGCCAGUCGGCUGCAGCGGUGAAGCUUGUCCCAUCUUAGAAAUCAACUGGAUUUUCCUACCAGUGCCACCUCCCAUUACUUGCCUGUAAAGAGCAACUCCCAGGGUGAACAGCUGCGUGUUGUUGGUUGUCCCCCCGCCAGCCAGUGUGGAAGCGGGGAGUUUUAGUGACUCAGGCCCGGUCUACACUACACAGGUAGGUUGAUGUAAGGCAGCUUAUAUCAACCUAAUUAUGUAAGUGCCCUACUACACUGACAUAACUCCACCUCCACAAGAGACCUAGGGCGACUAGACACUGCCUUACUUACAGGGGCUGUUGGCUGUCAUUCUUGUCAAUUUCACGGGUCCCUGCUGGAGCUGUGAAAUUGACAAGAAAGGCUAGUAAGUUCCCUGUUGUCAACCUUUCACCCCGCUCACAACUCAGGCUGUCACCCUGGGGUGGGUGGGAGGCUCCAGCUAGAGCCUUGCUCCCCUCAGACUCCCCGCUGGGAGCCUGGCUGCCACCCAGGCUCCAGGUGCAGAGCUCCCUGCCAGGAGCCAAGUAGCUGCCAGGCAGUGGGGAGCUGCACACAGAGCGGAGAGCCCAGGAGCUGGCAGCCCCCCAUGCUGCCCUUUUUAAGUGGGUGGAAGAAUUCCUAGUGAGGAUACGCACCAGCCCCAGAAGGAGAGCAGUGUGGAGGUGAAAACCCACAGUAAUUGCUGCAGUGACUGUAACUUACGUCUGUGAUGUAGAGGUGUCCUCAGUGUCGGUGUGUUCUGAUGGGGGCAGUGUGAGCACUCAGUGACCUCAGGUGCAAUCCUCCUCCCCAGCCCAAGGUGCCCUGGAGAGGAUUUGGGCCACGGGGUCUGCAUUGGAUAAUUAGCGGGAAGGGGGUUGACUGACACUGGAUUUGUAUCAAGGAAUCGUUUCAUUGACUGAAUCAAAGUGCAGAUUUGGGUGUGAGAAAAUAGGGAAGCAAAAUGCUCCCCACUUGCCUCCUGUUGGCUCAUUAUGUGUGUUAGAGCCGUAGCCAGAGCCCCUGUCUGCACUCAGUCUUCUGGUGCUGUCACUGCACAGGGGGACCCAGUCCCUUCCCCCGGAGCUAACAGGCUCAAUGGACCAGCCCCACACAGUGGGAGGGGAAUUGGAGGUGUAACGAGGUGACUCAACAGGGCCAGGACCUUACAGCAGGUCAUAGGCAGAGCAGGGUCUAGAGUCCAGCUCUUGAGGCUGUAACUGACUGGUGUGAGGUCUCUUCCAAAGGCAAACGUCUGCUAAGCUGAACCACGGGGUUCCCCUCUGCUAGGUGGCUUUGCCUCCACAAACCACUUUGGCUCAUGGCUGCAGGGGACCCUCCGAGGCAUCGGCCUCUUAUUCCACAGCCUGAUUCCUCCCCAUCACAGAGCCCCCUGUGUGCCAGCCCACAGCAUUUGGCUUGCACUGGGGGCAGUUAGAGCUUCCCCAUGGUGUCCCUUACAGAGGGCUCUGCCAUAUGGAGCCUCACUCAUGCUGCUCAGAGCACUCGCCAACUCGCUGGUGGCCCUGGGAGAGCCCAGCAAGGGGGCUUGUGGCUGCAUAGAGCAGGCUGGUAGGGAGCCAGCACCCCUCAGUCAGCCCGUAGGGCACUGGCAUUUUCCAGUCACUCAGCUAGCGCCACACUUGGGGGCUGGCCUGGCCCAUCUAGUACUUUGCAUUGCCAGGGCCUGCCAGCCAAGGGCUGCUGAGCGCAUUACCCAGCGGGGGAGCCUGGGCCAUAGCAAAGGGAACAGAACUCAGGGGUCCUGCCUACCAGCCCCCCCGCACUAAUCACUAGGCAGCACUGUCCCUGGGCACAGAGGGUGUGUACAUGAGUGUGUGAUGGCUGCAGCCUCCCCAGGGGUACGUUCUGCCAUUGGGCUACGCACCCUUGGGUUGUGCAGUCACCAGCCUAUUCUCAGGCCUACAGCAAGGCUGUUCCCAGGCCCAGGCUGGGAAUGGAGCAUUGGAUGGCCAAAUGCACAAGGUGAUGGAGAAGAGACAGUUGGUUAAUGAGGUGUCUGCACGCAGGGCUGUAUACACUCGGCCCUGUGGAACUUGGCCCUAGCUGGUGGGGUGCUGCUGAUCUCUGCCUGGGGCCCUGGAUGGCACAGUGGGGCCGGUGCUGCUCUCUGCACGGGGAGCUGGCAGGCGUGGUGGGAUUGGCAGUGCUCUCUGGCUGAGUCACUGAUGGGCUGCUGCUGCAGCAGCUGGCUCAGAGCAGCAGUGGGAUCCCUGUGUGUCCCACCCGUUCACUUAAAGGGAAGCUGUUCUGUAAAGCCUCCACUCAAAUGCGAUUGUAAGAUCUGUAACAUGUAUCAUUACAUUCUGCAGCCUUGUUGCAAACUUUGUAACUUCAGUUACGAGCCUUUUAAGUUUUGUAACCUUUGCAAGCUCUGCAACCUUUUCAAGUUACCACUUAUAUGAACUGCCAAGCUUUGUAAUAUCCCAUCCCGCAGUCAGAGAGAGUGUGAACUAGGCAGUGUGUGUGUGUGGAAGAUAAGAGGGUGUGAACGAGGGAGUGUAUGGGGGACUGGGAAGAGAGGAACUGCAAGGAGAAAAGAGCCAGGAGCCAGGUGUGUCUGAUAUAAUCUGCCUUGAGAAGGCAAUCACAGAGUGCUCUAAAGAAAAGAUGCAUGAAAGGAACAGGGACUGGGAAGGCUUCUGCAGAAGAAAAACUCAGUGUACAUGACAGGAGCACCCAGUUCCAAAAUAAAAGCAAGCAGCCAUGCACACAAACUGCUGCUCCUUGAGCUGCUCACCAGCCCUUGUCCGUGACCGCAGGCGGACACACCAGAUCUACCACGCUUCGGCUUCUUGGCUUCCCAUGCUGUCUCCGGUAGCUCUCCGCCUGUGUAAAUGUGUGGGUUCAUGGGGGUAUGAAUGCGGUGAAUCUGAAUGUGGUGUAUAAAUAAGCUCCUUCCCUUUUCUGUCUGACCCAACAGUGGCACUGUAAUAAAAAAAAAAAUACAAGUGUGA